AUGACUAAUAUUUUAGCUCGAUUGGUAGAGCAGCAGGGUCAAACCCCUGUCAAUCAACCUAGGGACCCUGAAAUAGGGGAAGAUAGGACCCUAAAGCGGUUUCAAAAGUUUUCACCUCCCAAGUUUCUUGGAGGGCCAGACUCGGAGUUAGUGGUGAGAUGGCUGGAAAUAAUGAUAAAUAUUUUCGCCGCCUUGAAUUAUAUGGAGGAUAGGCAGGUGAAUUUUUCUAUAUUUCAAUUUGAAGGACCAACCAGAGCCUGGUGGAAUGUGAUUAGGGCUAAGUGGGAAAGAAAGUGGAUAACAUGGACUUGGUUGAACUUUGUGCGAGAGUUUAACGAGAAAUAUCUUCCACUAAUAGUCCAGGAGAAAAGGGAGGAUGAUUUCAUUAGGCUACUUCCGGGAGGCUUAAGUCUAUCUGAAUAUGAGACUCAGUUCACCAAGUUAUCUAAGUUUGCUCCUGAAUUGAUAGUUGCAGAGCAGAGGAGUGUGAGGAGGUUUGUACAGGGGUUAAAUGUAGAAAUACAAGAGGCUUUGGCGGCGGCACAAAUUAAUACUUUUACGGAGGUUUUUAAGAAAGCCCAGUGGAUAGAAAUUGCAAGGACACAGGUGAAGGCUUUUCAUGCAAGAAAGAAAGGUGUGUCUAGUGGAGACUGUGACAGCCCCACCUCCCCCUAA
This is a messenger RNA of Coffea arabica (coffee), 675 nucleotides long. RefSeq lists its product as uncharacterized. The record is from RefSeq and is a predicted model, not a curated record. NCBI's taxonomy places the organism in Eukaryota, Viridiplantae, Streptophyta, Magnoliopsida, Gentianales, Rubiaceae.